Neoarthrinium moseri is the source of this 969-nucleotide messenger RNA. RefSeq lists its product as uncharacterized. Gene Ontology annotation, molecular function: transferase activity. The transcript is spliced from 2 exons. The coding region runs from base 1 to 969 and encodes 322 amino acids. NCBI's taxonomy places the organism in Eukaryota, Fungi, Ascomycota, Sordariomycetes, Amphisphaeriales, Apiosporaceae. The record is from RefSeq and is a predicted model, not a curated record.
AUGGCCGCAGCAUCCGUCCUCAUUCCCCUUUCCGCCAUCAACCAGAACGGAGGCACUCUUCCUCCCAGUGCCCUCGUCCAGCACUCCCCUCGUCAUGGCCGAAGCAGAGCUGCUAGCAUGAAGGGGAAGAACAGAUACAAUGUUCUCGAGAACCGAGACGUUGCCAUCUCCAAGGCUGUGUCCUUCGUGCUGAAGCGCGCAGUCCUCCAAAGCGAUGUCGAGGAGGAGAGCGAGGAGGAAGAGGAAGAAUCUACAGACCGCCUCGUCUCAACCGAUGAUGGCUGGGUACCUGUGUCUGACCUGCUUCAACACUCGCGAAUCACCGACCUCGGCACCACACUUCAAGACCUUCGCCGAAUUGAAUCCGUCGGAUCCAAGGCUCGGUUCGAGCUACGCCAGCGUCCAGGAAGCGAUGCUGAGGCCACGGAGUCAUUCCAAAUCCGCGGGACACACAAGCGGGACAGCGUACAGGCGCCCAUUCUCGAGGGCGAACCCCUCAAGGCUGAUGCUGAGGACUUGCCCGAGUUCGUGGUCUAUGAGACCUCGUACGAGGCUUACCCUCACAUCCUCGCCUCGGACGGCAUCCAACUUGCUGCCGGCGCCAAGUACAUUACUUUCACACCAGUCACCAUUGACGCUGACGGCAGCGAGUCUCGCCCCAACCGGACCAGCGAUGCCGACAUCGGCAUCUGGGUCCACCUUCGGACUGCUUUGGAGUCUGAGCCCAGCAUUGUUUGGCAGCGCACCGCUGCUGGCGGCAUCGCAACUGCCAACGAGGUUCCUAAGAGCCUGUGGAAGAAGGCAGUCGCUCGCCGACAGGAUAUCGGCCUGCUCUUUGAGGAUGGCGAGGUCCGGAAGGAGGUUCCUGAGGGGCUCAGGGGCAAGGGAUCCAAGGGUAAGGCCAAGAAGGGCAAGGGGUCCUUCAAGAGCCGAGGCGAGGACGCUUCCGACAGCGCCAGUGACGAGUAA